This is a messenger RNA of Chinchilla lanigera (long-tailed chinchilla), 2599 nucleotides long. RefSeq names its product family with sequence similarity 107, member A (gene Fam107a). Gene Ontology annotation, cellular component: neuron projection; stress fiber; synapse. Bases 211 to 645 code for a protein of 144 amino acids. Gene Ontology annotation, biological process: regulation of actin cytoskeleton organization; actin filament polymerization; actin filament bundle assembly. The record is from RefSeq and is a predicted model, not a curated record. NCBI's taxonomy places the organism in Eukaryota, Metazoa, Chordata, Mammalia, Rodentia, Chinchillidae. The transcript is spliced from 4 exons.
AGUAACAGCUCCUUUUUAUUGAUACCAGAAUAAACAGGAAUGCUAAGCAGCCGCACUCGUUGGCUCAUUUCAGCUGCCUCCCAGCCCCAGGGCUUUAAGAACCUCCCUUUGGAGGCGGCCCUCCUGGCCAGCCUGGGACUUCUCAGUGCAGUGAGGAGCCAGCAGCCCUGCUCCUGACUUCCCUCUCCAAGGACCAGCGUGAGCACCUCCAUGUACUCAGAGAUCCAGAGGGAGCGGGCGGACAUCGGGGGCCUCAUGGCCCGGCCGGAGUACAGAGAGUGGAACCCCGAGCUCAUCAAGCCCAAGAAGCUGCUGAACCCCGUGAAGGCCUCCCGGAGUCACCAGGAGCUGCACAGAGAGCUGCUCAUGAACCACAGAAGGGGCAUCGGCGUGGACAGCAAGCCCGAGCUGCAGCGGGUCCUGGAGCACCGCCGCCGGAACCAGCUCAUCAAGAAGAAGAAGGAGGAGCUGGAGGCCAAGCGGCUGCAGUGCCCCUUCGAACAGGAGCUGCUUCGGCGGCAGCAGAGGCUGAAUCAGCUGGAAAAUCCACCGGAAAAGGAAGAGGAGGGCGCCCCGGAAUUUAUCAAAGUCAGGGAGAACCUGCGGAGAACCGCCACGCGGGCCAGUGAGGACAGAGCCGUGUAGAGCCCCGCGCUGCCGGCCUGGCCCAGACCCCUCUGCAGCCGCCCCUGGCCGUCCACGAGGCUGACACCUGCUCCCAUAGAUGCGCUGCCCCGGGGAGCUAGGCGGCCCUGGGGACCCCUGAGCUCCUGGCCUUUUCCUUCUGACCGUUGGCCCUUCCCGCCCCCAGAUGAAGCCACCGCCAGGAAAUCCUGCCCACGCCCUCCCCGAGUCCGAGCCCCGCAGCGGAGACCCUCCCGGCAGAACUGGAAGGGAAGGACAGGUCUUGGGAACGGUUCUGUGUGUGGCUUCACCGCGGUGCAGGUGUGCGGCAGAGCUGAGUUUCAAGGACACCUGCCUUGAAAGCCUCCGAGCCGAGACAGCUGCGGGUGGUGAGGGAGGGCAGGGCGGGGGACAAACCCAGACAGGUUUGCCAGGCUCCGCGUGCACGCCUCCCUCACAGCCCUCCUUCAGGCCCCGUGCGCGCUCCUAGCCAGCCCGCCGCGGUCGGCUCCCCGUUCUCACCGCGCUUCUCCGAGCUCUCUGCGCACAGGACUCACUGGGAUCGUGCGGAAAUGGCUUCGGUCAGUGCAUCUGGAGCUGAGGCUCCGCGUGUCUUCCAUGCUGCCGGUUGAGGGGGCUCCGAGGGCCGAGUGGCAGGGCUGGGGAUUGGGUCUCAGCGAGAAAGAGCGUCCACUCCCACCGUCUUCUGCCCUGGGGGCGCCCAAAGCCACCCCGGAAGCCCCGCCCCGGGGACUCCUGGCUCUGGGAGACUUGCACCUCACAAACUACGUGGGUUACGCGAUUGUCACUUUCCCCGGAGACACCCAGAAUUGCCAACCUCCGUUUCCCAGUGUGACCACCCCGUUAUGUGAGUCUAGCCAAAAGAAAAAAUAACUUCACCUGUUCUACAGCCUUUUUGGAAAGCAAAUGUAUAGUGAUUUCCAGCGGGCUUCUGGACACAUAAGCAGUAGCCUGAAGACCCCCUGGGUGCUGACAGACUGGCCUCCCUGAGCCCAUGUUUCCUGCCUCUGACCCCUGGGACCCCUGGAAAAACCUGGCCCCUGCAGUACACCCACCCAUUCUUCCUGUUCCAGACCCAGAUGUUUUAUCCUUGACACCUAUGCCAUUUUAAUAAUUGAGGGAAUAAGCCUGCCCUGCUUCUUCUCCCCUGAAGCACAAAACCCCUGCCUCAGGCUUUGUAAACCAUUCCUUGAAGAUGACAGAACAGCCGGGUAUGGUGACACACAGAGACAAUCCCAGCACCCAAGGAGGCUGAGGCAGGAAGAUCACAAGCUCAAGGCCAGCCUGGGGAACUCAGAAAGACCCUGUCCAGAAAUGAAAAGGGUUAGGCAUGUGACUGACAAUGCUGCCUGGCGUAUGCAAGGGGCUAGAUUCUCUUUCCAGCACUGCCGAGAGAGGCAGGCAAGCCGCUGUCCGGAUGCAGUAGGAACACCAACGGAAUGCUCGAGGUCCCACCCAGCCCUCAGAGCCGGCUCCGUGGAAAUGAAGCUGCAGAAGUAGGAGGGACCACAAGCAUCCAGUCAUCUAGCAGGUCCAAGACACCCUGGCACGCCCCCUGCUGGCCAUUCCCGCAUCCACCUCUCUACCCACUUCCCAUGAGACAGGCUAUACAUCCAGAUUCUCAGGGCUCCAGUCCGCUUCACAGCUUGGGGUGACCAUGUGACCAGGGAUGGCCAAUGAAACUGAAGUGGAAGUCUACAGGGGCUUUGGGAAAGCUUGUGCUUUUCUGAUUUAAAAAAUUAAAAAAAAAAAAAAAGACACAUGGCUAACUUCUUCCCUAUACCCUUCCCUUCUUCCUGCCUUGAUUGAGGAUGUGAUGCCUGGAACCAUAGCAGCCACUUUGCUACAUGAGAAAAAGGCCAAGAGAAUCACAGAGAUCCUUUGACCAAGCCAAUGGCAGCAGCUAUCCGUCUCAAGCAUUCUUGUAAAUAAUAAUAAAUCCUCGUUUGUCUAA